UGACCGUGCACUAACCAUCAGCUGUCAGUAACCUCAACGCGGCGGCAACAAAUUUGUCUUAUUUAUUUGUUAAACUUACAAAGUUUGCACAAUGAGCCGCAAUUACAAGGAAGACCAGACGAACGAGGUCGAGGCGCUGGACUCUAUAUACUGUGGGGAAAUGGAAAUUCUCGCCACGGAGCCACACCACAAAUUCCAGAUUCCCAUUGCCACGGAGGAGUACAAUGCAGAGGAGCCAGAGAACGGGCUGUCCUGCAAACUGGUCUUCACAUACACAGCCACAUAUCCGGAUGGAGCGCCCGUUGUGGAAAUCGAGGAACCGGAAAACUUUGAGGACUCUUUCGAAACGGGCCUUCUGGAACAUCUGCAGAAGACAAUAGAGGAGAACCUUGGCAUGGAGAUGAUCUUCUCGCUGGUAAGCAGUGCCCAGGAGUGGCUGAACGAGCGGUGGGACGAGCACAAAUUCCAUCAGGAGGAAAUGCGUGAACAGAAGCUGAGGGAAGUUGAGGAAGAGGAGCGCAAAAAAUUCGAGGGUACUCGGGUAACGGUGGAAUCAUUCCUUACUUGGAAACUUGAUUUCGAGGAGAGCACCGGCAUUGCUGCUAAGCGGGAAAAGAACAAUGUGUCUAAGAAACAGACUGGACGUGAACUCUUCAUGUUAGACACCACACUCAACGAUUCGGAUAUUAAGUUCCUUCUGGAGGCGGGCGAAAACAUUGAAAACGUCAAAAUCGAUGAGGCUUUGUUUCAGGACCUCGGCGAGUUGGAUUUGGAUGAUGACGAUGAUGAGGAUUGGGUGCCUGGAGCGGACGACGAUGAUGAUUAAGUGGCUCUAAAGUGAAAUGAAUAGUUCUCCAAGGCAUGUUCGUGUAUUGUAUAUAACAUUAAAUGCCAACUCGUUUAUUAA
Molecule: messenger RNA, 907 nt
Organism: Drosophila eugracilis
Lineage: Eukaryota; Metazoa; Arthropoda; Insecta; Diptera; Drosophilidae
Product: RWD domain-containing protein 1
Exons: 2
Coding region: 92-826 (244 amino acids)
Biological process (GO): cytoplasmic translation
Molecular function (GO): protein binding
Source: RefSeq, a predicted model, not a curated record